AGGAGCUGGAAAGGAAACGUUCCCUUUCUUCGAUUUUCCCUCACUUUAUACGGUCAUGCCCUGCUCAGCUUGUUCUGUGACAGUGUUAAAUAUUUUCCUUCGCGAGACACUCGGCUUGCGGACACAGUCACUUGCACUCUCAACUGCGAGAACGCCAUUUCACUCCAGCGCAAGGCGGUCAUACAUUGUUCACAACCCUAUCCGCCAACAGCCAUGGCUUCAAAACAGUCUAUAUUCUUCAUCUGGUCACGCUAGAAUGGCUUCGGCUGGAAAGGAAGGCUACCGUGGCUACGCUACUUCUGCGACACAGGAAUCUGCACCGACAGUUUCGCAUUCGACAACCGGCUCGACAGAAACAGAUAAUUCGACAACCACUCAGGCAAGAAAAGAACCAAAUUUGGACCACGAACCCUUUGCGGACUCCCUCAAGGUGCGGCAAGAUUCGUUAACGCAAGGCGAGGCUGUCGCCCUUGCGGAUGAGCCCCCGCCGCAACUAGAAACGAAAAGACAUAACAGUUUAUCACACGCAAAGAAAUCGUUUGCAAAGUUAGACGCAAGGGACGCACGCGCACCCAUUCAGAGGUCAGAGUCAAAUCGAGAAGAGGAAUACCCGUCAGCAAAGUCUAUCGAGACCCCAAUAUAUUCACGCCAGUCCAAGAAGUCGAAGGAAACCGGUGAGGAGAGCAAACGCGGUAUUCAUUUCCCGCCAAGAGAGGCUCACAGGGACGCAAUACGGCUCCCAACCAACCGAAGGCUUGAACCAUGGCAAAUUCAGAAGGAUGCUCUAAAAGAGAAGUUAAGCGGACAAGCGUGGGCGCCUCGAAAACGCCUCUCUCCUGACGCCGUGGAAGGUAUCCGGGCUUUACAUGAACAAUAUCCGGACAAAUAUACAACACCUUAUCUGGCUGAACAGUUCCAUGUGUCUCCAGAAGCUAUUCGAAGAAUAUUGAAGAGCAAUUGGCGCCCCAGCGAAGAGGAACGGGCGAAAAGGUUGCAAAGAUGGGAGAACCGAGGGAAGAAUAUCUGGGGCAAAAUGGUCGAGCUCGGAGUCAAGCCACCAAAGAAAUGGCGGGAAAUGGGUGUUGAUAGGGAUUCUGAGGGGCGUAGCUUCCAUCAGAGACGUGUCCAUAAUCAGCGCAACAAACCAUGGAAAUCUCAUAGCGGAACAAGUGGCCAUGGUGGGGGGUUUUCUUCAAGGAACUCUGCUGACAUGGACGAUGAGGAGUCCCUGUCCGAUCGAAUCUUAUAAUACUUUAUAUACUUUAACAAAUUUUGGAGAUCGGCGCAUUCUGGAAAUAUGGAAACUUCCUGAAAGUUUACAAGCGUGCAAUUAUGGAGCUUGUGUCAGGAGAUUUUGGGACUAGAGCAGCACAAACUACGGAAUUAUGCAUAAUUGUAAAUCAAUUGAUUAUUGCAUCGAUAGGCCUUUCACUUUCUGGUAUUAGUUUUAUCAUUAUUAUCACUCUGUGUCUUUGGUGUCUUGAGAUACUGUGGCGUUUACCAUUUGAAUGCAAUGCAGUUGUCAGGAACCUGGGGUUUCAGCGACGGGUCGGGGG
Molecule: messenger RNA, 1556 nt
Organism: Xylona heveae TC161
Lineage: Eukaryota; Fungi; Ascomycota; Xylonomycetes; Xylonales; Xylonaceae
Exons: 1
Coding region: 257-1249 (330 amino acids)
Cellular component (GO): nucleus
Source: RefSeq, a predicted model, not a curated record